Messenger RNA from Notothenia coriiceps (black rockcod), 4498 nucleotides. RefSeq names its product solute carrier family 44 member 4 (gene slc44a4). Gene Ontology annotation, molecular function: thiamine pyrophosphate transmembrane transporter activity. The transcript is spliced from 21 exons. Gene Ontology annotation, biological process: thiamine pyrophosphate transmembrane transport; choline transport. NCBI's taxonomy places the organism in Eukaryota, Metazoa, Chordata, Actinopteri, Perciformes, Nototheniidae. Bases 35 to 2131 code for a protein of 698 amino acids. The record is from RefSeq and is a predicted model, not a curated record. Gene Ontology annotation, cellular component: plasma membrane.
ACCGGCUGAGUUUGACCCAACGUUCAAUGGGCCCAUGAAGAAAAGAGGGUGCACUGAUAUCAUCUGCUGUAUCCUGUUUAUGGCGGUCCUCCUGGGCUACAUAGCAGUUGGGAUUUUAGCUUGGCUUUUCGGUGACCCAAGACAUGUUCUUUAUCCAAGAAACUCAACUGGAUGGUUCUGCGGCAUUGGAGAGAAUGAAGGCCGACCCAACCUGUUCUACUUCGACUUCAUCAAGUGUGCCACAUCUGUUAAUGUUAUGGCAAAUGCCCUUAACGGUUUUCAGUGUCCAACCAUGCAGGUGUGCGUGGAGAGCUGUCCCUCUCAGUUUUGGGCUGUGGGGAUACUGUCAUAUUUGCCUAAUGUAAAGCCAGCAGACGUUUUCAAUCAAACUCUCUGUGUGCCAUCCAUAGACCUGGCAACAACUAAGUUUAGUGUUCAAGACAUAGUGGACAAGGAGCUGUGUCCUUUCUUCUACAUGCCCACGGCCUCUGUGCUGGGGAGAUGUUUGCCCGAUAUCACAGCACUGGACAGGGUCCCUUCGUUCUUCUCAGAAAUUCCAGGUUUACCCUCCUCAGUCAACGACACAGUCAACCAAAUGAUGAACGGCACAGGGGACAUUGUGAAUGGCUUCAAUGCCAGAGACAUUGGCAUCCGCAUCUUUGAGGAUUUCGCGUCGUCAUGGCCGUGGAUCCUCGUUGGUCUGGUAAUAGCCAUGGUGGUCAGCAUGCUGUUCCUGUUGCUGUUGAGAUUCACCGCUCCAGUGAUGGUAUGGGUGCUCAUCGCAGGACUCCUGGGUGCAGGGGCAUACGGUAUAUGGCACUGCUACUGGGAAUAUAGUAACUACAAGAAUGCCUCUGCUACAAUUUCUAACAUCGGUUUCACCACCAACUUUAACGUUUACCUGCAAGUCCAAGAGACCUGGCUGGCGUUCUUGAUAAUCAUAUCUGUGGCGGAGGCCAUCAUUCUCCUGACAAUCAUCUUCCUGAGGACCAGAAUCCUCAUCGCCAUCGCCAUCAUCAAGGAGUCCAGCAAGGCAAUCAGUCACAUGAUGUCCUCUCUGCUCUACCCUCUGGUCACCUUCGUUCUCGUGCUGGUGUGCGUCGCUUACUGGGGCGCCACUGCUUUAUAUUUGGCCACUUCAGGAGGCCCCAUCUACAGAGUGGUGGCUCUGAACUCCACUAUGAACGACUGCAAGAGUAUCAACGGCUCUGUGGACUGUGACCCUCAGAACUUCAACACGUCAGACUACCCAGACUGCCCCUCAGCCAGCUGCAUCUUCAUCAAAUACAACGAGGAGGGUCUCUUCCAGAGGAACCUCUUCAACCUGCAGAUCUACAACGCGGUGGCUUUUCUCUGGUGUGUCAACUUCGUCAUCGCCUUGGGCCAGUGCACGCUGGCAGGGGCCUUCGCCUCCUACUACUGGGCCUUCAACAAACCCGACGACAUCCCCUACUUUCCUUUGUCUGCUAGCUUCAUACGCUCUCUCAGGUACCAUGUGGGCUCUUUGGCGUUUGGUGCUUUGAUCCUGACCCUGGUGCAGAUAGCGAGAAUGAUUCUGGAGUACAUCGACCACAAAACCAGACAGGCUCAGAAUCCAUGUGCACGUUUCAUAUUGUGCUGCAUGAAGUGCUGCCUCUGGUGUCUGGAGAAGUUCAUAAAGUUCCUCAACAGGAACGCUUACAUCAUGAUUGCCAUUUAUGGGACAAACUUCUGUGUCUCAGCCAAAAAUGCUUUCAUGCUACUCAUGAGAAAUGUAGUGAGGGUUGUGGUGCUGGAUAAAGUCACAGACCUGCUGUUGUUCUUCGGGAAGCUCCUUGUGGUCGCAGGAGUGGGUGUCUUGUCCUUCUUCUUCUUCUCUGGACGAAUAUCGCUACCAGGCAACACCUUCCGCUCUGAAACCCUCAAUUACUACUGGAUGCCAAUUAUUACGGUGGUGUUUGGAAGCUACCUCAUAGCCCACGGAUUCUUCAGUGUGUACAACAUGUGUGUCGAUACACUCUUCCUCUGCUUCUUGGAGGAUUUGGAGCGUAACGAUGGAUCUUUGCAGAAGCCUUACUUUAUGUCCAAAAACCUCAUGAAGAUCCUCAACAAAUCCAACAAAGCCCCGAAAAAGGUUAAAGGGAAAGAAUGAAAUCAUUUCACCACCUAGGUUUAUGAUGCCACACUAACAAUGUCACAGAAUAUCAGGAUCUAUAUUUUUUAAUACCUUUUCAAUUGUUUUUCAAACAAGUCUACUGAAACUUAUUUGCUGAUUUUGCACCUUUUCUUUUUUAUUGUAUAUAUGCAAAUGUGGUAUUAAUGACUGUGCACAUGAAAGGACUGUGAAAUUCAAAGUGUCUUAGACAUCAAAUGUAUUUGUUUGUUAAAAUUGUUUUUCUUUGUCUCAUGACAAAAAAUCCCCAAAUAAUUUUAUUUAACUCUUAACCAUUUUUACUGGCUUAUAGCUGUAUCUCCGUUCCUUUUAGACUUAUUUAUCUUGGGUUUGUUAAUCCAGUUUAAUGGCUUUUAAUGCAAGUAAGAGUUUUACCUGCAGCAAGUUAUUUUCUAUUUUGAAUCACGUUCUUUCGUGGAUGAUUCAUAAGAUGUAUUUUCAUCAGAUGGAACAAAAAUAAAUAGCAACAGUAAAAAGUAAUAUUUUUAGAUAUUUGUAAAAAAAAAAGAGUUAUAAACACAAAACAUUAUUUACAAUCCCAAUAAUGGUACUGAUUAUAUGGAUAGGUUGUUAAUAUGUACAUGACAAUACUGUUUGUCUUCCAUCAACCUACUGUACUUCCGACACUGUCACUGUUUCUCCCCUUCAGAGAUGCUCCUGUACAUGUAAACAAUCAUGGUUGAUAUUAUUUACUAUUCUUUGGUUUUCUUGUUUAUCAGAUAACCCAUUUACAUGUUUCUUCCUUUUGUGAAGCCUGCAAAUACAGAACCAUAAAAAAAAAUUACUCUUUAGAAAAUCUUCCUUUUCUGCUUGAAUUAUUAAACAGAUGACAUACACAGCUUAAACAAAUAUAUAUGUAGUUUUUUAAAUCCAAUUACAUAAUAUUAAAAUGUAGAUAGACAACUCAAAACAAAAGGAUUUGUUUUUAAUUAAGUUUUAAUCUCUUACAUCAUUUGGUUUUGCACAAUGUCUCCCAUUUAACUCUGUCAAAUCGUGACUUCCAUCACUUAGUGUCACAUAAGCCUUAUAAUACAAAAAGUAGCUUGAACAGACAGGUAUGAAAGAAAUGACGAGCUCCUGUUUCUCCCACAGAAAACCUUGAGUUCCUCUGACCCUGGGUGAUGUUUUAUUGUCCGAUCCAUUGCAUCUAGAUUAGAUGAAUUACUGAAUUACAGCGGUAUCACACACCAAAAUGUGUUUGAUUAUGUUUGGAAGUUAUAGUGUAUAUGUGGUGAAUAAAAACUCCCAUGAAGCGGUUUGUGGCUCCAGAGCUGUGUGGGGCGGAAAACAAGUAUAAAACUGAAAGAAGUGUGUGUGGAGUAAGAAAGAAGUGAGUGUCACUUUUUCCUUAACUUGUCAGAUAUUAUUAAGAUGAAUGCGUGUUAGUUUAGCUCAACUGCUUUAAACAGUGUUCAGUAAAUGAAGGUCCACUGUGUCAGUUACAAAAGAGCAAAUCUCCCCAUAUCAAAUCACAUUAGCAGGGAAGGACAAACUUUAUGUAUUUAAAUUAAUUGGUGAAGUUUGUAGGAGUUAUUUGGGCUGCAAGCAUAUUCUAAUAAAAGGAAUUCACUUGAUUUACAAAAGCAUCUUGAGGCCAACUCGCUCAAACCUUCUGACCUGUGGCUGGUCAUCCACUCAAACACGUAAAAACAGCAUUUACAAUAUUCAUAUAUACAAAUAUAUAAUGUUUACACACUCACUCAGACACACUGACACAUAGUCAAGAAAAAACGAAUCACCUUGACAGAAAGCUUCCUGUAAAUUCUCCCUUCAACAAAUGACUGAAAGGAUUCUGCUCGUGCGUUGCAUCGAGUCUGCCUUCAAGACGUAUUGUGUAGAUCUUAUCGAGCUACUUUAUUAGUCAGAACGUUUCUCUCUCAACAAUUUGCUCUUUAAUAAACAAACUGUGUGUGUCAGAUUGCUUUUUACUCUCAAGUUGCUCGUGUUGAUGCGAAAAAAUCUCCCAAACUGGGGCUAAAUCGUCCCUUGUUUGUACAGCUUUGUGAGGAAAGACACAACAAGUGGUUACACGCCAACACACGCUCCAAUCUUUAGGACAGUUGCGUCUACAAAUGACUUCACAGUGCAAUGGCAGGUUUUCGUUAAGACAAAUGUAUAAAAAAAUCCAUCCGUGCUAUUUCUACUUGUCUGUCUGUUCUCAAGCAUUAGUCGCUAAUUCUAGGAGUUCUUGUUCAAUUCACAAGGAAACUGUAAACAGGAACACAAAUCAUUUACACUUUCCACCCCCCUGACAUCGGACAUGAAUCAUCCGCUACUCUUUGGCCAUCUAGAGUAAGAAAUAACAAAUAGCCUUCCCUCUCUUUUCAUUUAACUCCACAAGAGGAA